Peromyscus californicus insignis is the source of this 2913-nucleotide messenger RNA. Its product is annotated as cytochrome P450 4F5-like. The transcript has 12 exons. The coding region runs from base 881 to 2686 and encodes 601 amino acids. The record is from RefSeq and is a predicted model, not a curated record. Gene Ontology annotation, molecular function: iron ion binding; heme binding; oxidoreductase activity, acting on paired donors, with incorporation or reduction of molecular oxygen. Lineage: Eukaryota; Metazoa; Chordata; Mammalia; Rodentia; Cricetidae.
AAUAGGAAACAUGGCCAUGGGAGAUUUCAGUGACUGAUAAAUUCAACACACAACAGCAAAUCCAGGACAGUUUCUGGACAAAAUGUGUAUCCUUUAAUGAUAACGCUAAACUUCCAUGCUGGGCAGACAGCUGACUCCUGACUGUCUUGCCUGCUUGCACACUGUCUGCUUCUGGCCUUCUUCAGUUUGACCCCUCCCCUCCAUGCUUCUGUUUUGAACUCUGACUUCUUAUCCUCCAGGUUUGUUUCCCCCGCUAGGCCAGAGAAGACAGCAAAAAUGGUGAGAAAGUCCUGCAGGUACAGGGGUUAUUUUGCAGCAGAGGACAGGUUGGCUGCAGCAGCCUGAGAGGUAGCGUGGGGGCUCAGAUCUGCUGGAGGCUUGCUAGAGUUAAUAAAGGACUGGAUGCCUUCUCUGGAGGUUGGGGGUCUGUGGGAGCGCUAAGAAUGUAAUGGCUUUUCCUGCCAAACAGAAGCCCACUUUUCAAGGUUUCUGAGGAAUGCGGAGUAUUUACCGGGUCAGAGUCCAGCCUGAGUUGAGCCCAGAUUGCCAUCUCAGGGGUGUGUGUGUGUGUGUGUGUGUGUGUGUGUGUGUGUGUGUGUGUGUGUGUGUGUGUAUAAGCAGCUGACCCUGGGAGGGGUUGAUUCAUUCAGUCCAGCCAUCCACACAGCUACUGUGGGUCAGAAACAGGGGACAAAUAAGUUCCAGAGGAGAGGAGAGGCCCUCCGGCAUAAGCUGCUUCUGAGAGAAGGUACCAGGCUGGGGGCUGGCAGGGAGGGUCCUGGCUCUCGAUAAAAACAACUCUAUUACAACUUGGAUGACUCUGUGAAGCUAGCUGGGCCAGCAGAUCAGUGAGCCUGAGCUUCAUGCUGGUCCAUUCUAGAUGCUGAACAGUGGCCCUCCGUUAGUCCCUCCCCGUCUUGUUCUGUCUCUGCUUUCAUUCCGCUCUCCCAGCAAGGCCUCAAGUCUCCGCCUCCAUUCCUGCUGUGCUCCUAAUCCACAGAGUCACAGCUCACAGCGCUGGAGUGAUUGGGCAGAGAUCAGGCUAGCUCUCCGGGGGCCUGGGAAUCUCACCUGUGUUCAUCUGCCCUGCAGGAUGCAGUCGUGGAACCUGCCCUGGCUGGGCCUGGGCCCAGUGCUGGCCUCCUCAUGGCAUCUUCUGCUGCUCUUCGGGGCUUCUUGGCUCGUGGCGAGAAUUCUGGCCUGGGCUUACUCCUUCUAUGAGAAAUGCGCCCGCCUCAGAUGCUUCCCUCAGGCCCCUAAGCGGAACUGGUUUUUGGGUCAUUUGGGCACGAUCCAGAACAAUGAGGAAGGCAUGCAGCUGGUGACUGAAAUGGGCAAGACCUUCCGAGAUGUCCAACUCUGUUGGCUGGGACCUGUCAUCCCUGUGCUGAAGUUUGUUGACCCUGCAUUUAUUGCCCCCCUGCUCCAUGCCCCAGCUUUGGUGGCCCCCAAGGACAUGACUUUCUAUGGCUUCCUGAAGCCCUGGCUGGGGGAUGGGCUCUUUCUGAGUUCUGGUGACAAGUGGAGCCGCCAUCGCCGUCUGCUGACGCCCGCCUUCCACUUUGACAUCCUGAAGCCCUAUGUGAAGAUUUUUAACAAGAGUGUGAACAUCAUGCACGCGAAGUGGAAGCAUCUGGCUGUAGAAGGCAGCAUCCGUCUGGAAAUGUUUGAGAACAUCAGCCUCAUGACCUUGGACAGUCUGCAGAAAUGCCUCUUUGGCUUUGACAGCAACUGUCAAGAGUCUCCCAGUGAAUACAUUGCUGCCAUAUUGGAGCUCAGCGCCCUGGUAGCAAAAAAGUACCAGCAGGUCUUCUUGUACAUGGACUUCUUGUACUAUCUCACUGCUGAUGGGCGGCGCUUCCACAAAGCCUGUGAUCUGGUGCACAACUUCACAGAUGCUGUCAUCAAGGAGAGACGCCGCACCCUCAAUAGCCAGGGUGUUGAUGAAUUCGUGAAGGCCAAGGCUAAGUCCAAGACUUUGGACUUCAUUGAUGUGCUCUUGAUGGCCAAGGAUGAACAUGGAAAGGAGCUGUGUGAUGAGGACAUCCGGGCAGAGGCUGACACCUUCAUGUUUGGAGGCCAUGACAUCACAGCCAGUGCACUCUCCUGGAUCCUGUACAACCUGGCGAGACACCCGGAAUACCAGGAGCGCUGCCGGCAGGAGGUGCGGGAGCUUCUGAGGGACCGUGAGCCUGAGGAGAUUGAAUGGGAGGACCUGGCUCAGCUGCCCUUCCUGACCAUGUGCAUCAAGGAGAGUCUGCGGCUGCAUCCUCCCGGUACAGACCUGGUCCGGGGCUGCAUCCAGGACAUCGUGUUGCCUGAUGGUCGAGUCGUCCCCAAAGGCAGCGCAUGUGUCAUCAGCAUUUUCGGAGUUCAUCACAACCCUUCAGUCUGGCCAGACCCUGAGGUCUAUGACCCCUUCCGCUUUGACCCAGAAAACCCUCAGAAGAGGUCACCGCUGGCUUUUAUUCCCUUCUCUGCCGGGCCCAGGAACUGCAUAGGACAGACUUUCGCCAUGAGCGAGAUGAAGGUGGCGCUGGCGCUCACCCUGCUGCGCUUCAGCCUCCUGCCCGACGACGAGGAGCCGCGUCGGAAGCCGGAGCUGAUCCUGCGCGCAGAGGGCGGGCUGUGGCUGCGGGUGGAGCCGCUGAGCGAGGGCGUGCAGAGACCCCCACACCUAGCCUAGGACCUCCUCACCCACCCACCUGCCUUUGCGGAUCCCUGAAUAAUCAGUCUCACUGAGUGCCAGCAGUGGGUCCGGAGGAAAACAGAUCCUGUUGGUGUGUUGGGGGAGAGGCUGGGUAGGUGUCUCUGAUCCAGAUUCCCACUGCCUUUGUUCACCAUUGACCUUCUAGGGUGAUGAGAGUUCUUCUCGAGCUUAAGUAAGGGGUUUUAUUAAAAAUAAUUUUUAUU